AUGAGCGACUUCAUUCCCCAUUGGGAACCACCACCACCUGGUGAUGACUCGUUUUCGAGGUGUGACGGAGUUACGGGUUAUGAAAUAGAAGAUGCUAUCGAAAAAGAAGACUUGGGUAAUGCGAUGGACAGGUUGAUCUACGGAAACAGCAUCGAGAAGGUAAAAACUUUGUAUUUUACCUACCGUAUUUUCUCUAAUUGUAGCCCAUGGGCCUCCUUUUCCACCUCCUUUAUGGAAACAAGCGAGGACGAGAUUGAUAGCCUACCGGAAUUAUCUGAAAACGACUUCUCUGGAGAAUCCCCACCACUAUCAUCAUUGUCUUCGUUGUCGAUGGACCAGCAAGGAAUGGGAGACGUCAACACUGAAAUCUCUUCGCCAUGCCACCAAGGAACUCUGGCUAAGGAUGCAGCUCUAGGCACUGAUCGUGAGAUACAGUAUGGAUCUGAUACGCUUGCUGAAUCAGGACCUACAACGCUUCGAGGCGUCGUUAUUAAGCGAAGAGAUUCCGAUUCGUCCAUUCAAUUCCCAAAUCGCAGGACUGGGUCUCGUCUGACUUCUGGAAGCAGCUCUGGAAGUUCUUUGAAGGAUUUCAAAACUCGUCGGACUCAAAAGGAGAUGAAAGCUAUGACUAAAGAGGAAAAACGAGAAUUGCAAAAAUCUCAACACAGAGCGAAUUUCAAGAAUAGCCUGCAAAAGAAGAAAAACAAGAAGGCGUCUCUGGAGGAACAUUCGAAGGAUCUGGAUGUCGAGUUGCGGGGUGGCCUCGAAUCAUUGGAACAGUUAGAAGCUGCAUAUAAGGAAAAGUUUCCUGAUUCAAUUGCUCGAAAAAACAAUAUGGGUCAUCUGAUUGAAAAGGAAAACCAGGACUGUCGCAAGAAAUUGGAAGAGGAAGUUCGGAAACUGGAAAUCAAACUGAAAGGGAUCGCGAAGGAGAAAACUCUCGCAGGAAUAAAAAAGACAUCUAAUGCCUCCGCAAAGUGUCGCACUAAACUGAAGCUAGAGAUCGCUUCGCUGGAGCUGAAAGUUCAUCAGCAGGAAACGAAAAUCGUGCAGAUGGAUAUGAUUAUUAAGUACCUUAAAGAGGCUCUUGGAGUGAAGUCUAUGGAGGGUGACGAUAACCAGCAAUUACUCACUGGUUCGUCUGUUUCCGGCACACCGUUGUUUAGAGAUUCCGAUGACUCGGAUUUGUUCCCUCCCACUCUCCAAUCUUAUGGCACACCAAAGCAAUCUGCGGAUUCCAUCUCGCGUCAGUGUCAUCGAGACACUAACAUUGCCAAUUACAUCAACUUCAAUGGAAAUUCGGAAGGGUUUUCGAACUCCAUUCCCGUCGAUUGUAACAAAGAGGUGUUCGACAAUCAAAUGGACUCUACAGGAGGUCCAAUGUUAACAGCGGAAGAGCAGUCAGCAACUCUCGCAGUAUUUGAUGGAAACGUUUCGGACCAAACCAUUGCUCACCAGUUUGAUGACUUUUCGAUUAAUCAACUAAUGGAACAGUACGAUGCCAAACCAGAGCAUCCAAUGGAUACAAAGAACACUCGAUCAAUGAUUUCCCAUUUGAACAACUCAACAAUAUUCAAUUGUUUGGAAGGUACGACUGAACGACUCAUCUACGAGUCAGCGCCCCCUCUCAAUAUGAUGACAGAGAAUUCAAACUGUCCUGUCCCCCAAUUUGGGGAAUCUGCACCUAUGGAGAGCAACUAUCUUCAAGGUCAAUACAAUUAUGCAAGGAUCCCUAGCAAGGACCCUUAUUCACCUUCAAUGCAGGAGACAGCCAAUGUCUCUGACCAGAGUUCAGCUCAAUGGACUCUUCCACUCAUCUCUACUAUUUUUACAAAUUCGGAGCCUUUGAGGGAAGCAACCCCAGCGAUCAGUUCGGCAGGAAUGGGAAUGCAUGAAUUUGUGGGCAACGGAAUAGGAUGGAAUCAGCCACCAGGUUUCCCGGAUAAUCAAACUAUGGUUUCUUCUUCUGGUUUGCCGUACCCUAACUCGGGGAAAAGUGGUCAACAAUAUGACGCAUCUUCGUCCAACACAAUUACUCAGAAUACUUCUACCAACUACGUUACAAUGCAGGAGCAGUCCUUUUCUACGUCAAGAUCAGCUAACGAUGGCUAUGCUCAUCAUUUUCACACAUGUGAUCCAAUUUUUGGUUGCACAGAUGGUUACAACAAUGGAUCAGAAUCAAUGCCAAGAAUUACUGACAACUCGGACAACUCACAACGAAAUUUUUGUCCCAAUGAAAUGACAGACUACAUAUACGGCAACUUUGUGCCACAUGGUAUGUCGGAUCACUCAUUGAUCGGGCAGCAGAAUCACGAUAUGACAACAGGAAGUCACUACGGUACACCCGAUUUUGUAGGCUCGGGAUCAAUCCCAGAUAAGUACUCAGAAAUCUAA
Molecule: messenger RNA, 2394 nt
Organism: Caenorhabditis briggsae
Lineage: Eukaryota; Metazoa; Nematoda; Chromadorea; Rhabditida; Rhabditidae
Exons: 11
Coding region: 1-2394 (797 amino acids)
Source: RefSeq, a predicted model, not a curated record